GUGUGCUGGACUCAAUUUAUGGGUGUAAUAGAUUUAGGUGCAAGGAUUUUGAGCUUGGUAUGUUAUGUAACUUUAGCUGAAUCCGUGGAUCAUCUGAACUGAACAAGAGAUGCAGGCAGCUGACUUUCAGUUGGAAUGAAGAACUUACAGAGCACACAAGAAGUAAAAUCCUCUCAAGCUUCACAUGAAUCACAAAUGACCACCAGAAUAAUCAAACAGUAGAGGCUCAAGCAAUGAUAACAGAAAAGUUUCACGCCAAGAUAUUGAACUUGUGAGGUGUGCUGGACUCAAUUUAUGGGUGUAAUAGAUUUAGGUGCAAGGAUUUUGAGCUUGUGUGGCAGAAGUUGGAAGAGGAAAAUGCUGAUUUUUUCAGGGCCUAUUACAUAAGGCUGAAAUUGAAAAAGCAAAUCGUUUUGUUCAAUAAUUUGCUUGAGCAUCAAUAUCAUCUCAUGAAAUACCCUGUACCUUCUAAGGCUCCCUUGGCCCCAAUACAGAACGGGAUUCAUCCCAUGCCUGUUAACAAUUUGCCAAUGGGAUACCCUGUGCUGCAACAACCUUCGGUUGCUGCUCCUGGUCAACCACAUCUUGAUCCUAUGGGUGGUGGAAUAUCUAGCUGUCAUGUUGUCAAUGGAGUCCCUGCACCAGGCAAUUUCCAACCUAUGCGAAUGAAUUCUGGGAACGACUUGGCGAUGGACAACAAUGCAAGUGAUGUAGCCCAUUCUAUUCCCCCUAGCACUGCCAUGUCAUCUAUGUCAGAUAUGCCGGUCAGUCCCACCUCAGCAGCACCAGGCGGCCAUUUUCCAUUCACUACAUCAGUCAUCAGACAUAUCAGGGAUGAGAGUGGAUACAUCUGCACUUGAUACAGCCUUUACAACUGAUGUGAUAAGUUCAGUAGGAUCACAACUUGGACCUGAUGGUGGGGCUGGAAAUUCUAGAGAUUCCCUUAGAUCACUAGUAGGGGUGGACAUUCGGGUGGUUACCUGAAUGGAUAACUGAU
Molecule: messenger RNA, 997 nt
Organism: Rubroshorea leprosula
Lineage: Eukaryota; Viridiplantae; Streptophyta; Magnoliopsida; Malvales; Dipterocarpaceae
Source: the annotation of a GenBank genome assembly